Molecule: messenger RNA, 650 nt
Organism: Rosa chinensis
Lineage: Eukaryota; Viridiplantae; Streptophyta; Magnoliopsida; Rosales; Rosaceae
Exons: 3
Coding region: 158-397 (79 amino acids)
Source: RefSeq, a predicted model, not a curated record
AAAAAAAAAAAGGUCUGAAAAUAGGGUCAACUGGGCUGGCCCAUUCUCUAGCUCGAUUAUAUUGUGCUUCCAAUUACUGGCUUUACUAUUCUCCGGUCUCACAAGUUUGGUCGUCGCCAUUUGCUUCUCGCUUUGAUUUCUCCAGUUCAUUUGAAAAAUGUCAGGAAAGUACAUCAUCGGAUCUCUCCUGGCAACCUUUGGAGUUGCAUAUGUUUGUGACACCACUAUUUCUGACAAAAAGAUAUUUGGAGGUACCACUCCUGGAACUGUUUCAAACAAGGGAUGGUGGGAAGAAACUGACAAGAAAUUCCAGGCCUGGCCUCGCACUGCAGGACCUCCUGUUGUCAUGAACCCCAUCAGUCGCCAGAAUUUCAUUGUCAAAUCUCAGUCAGAAUAGUGAAAAGGGUUUUGCCUUGGGCAUAUAAGUUGAUGAGAUGAGUGUCUUUCCCUUAUCGACAAAGUCAUUCUAAUAAGUUUAUGUAAGAUUGGCCUGUUAUUCUUGUUUCUGGCGUGGUUGAAGGUCUAUCAAACCAUGGCUGGCAAUUUUUGUGACAAAUUUCCUUUGUUUUGUGGUUAUUUAGAAUUGGCCCCUUAUUCAAAAUUCAAAAUGCAAGCUCCUGAUAACACAUCUGGGUGUUGCUCUUGUUAUA